ACCCCGUUGCCGUUGCUCCACUUAUGUUUUUGACGUCCCUGCUGCUCUUGGCGCUGCUGGCAAUCUGCAGCUGUUCUUUGCCUUUCCGUGCCUCGUGGCGUUGCCCAAAGCAAAGGGAUUCUUCAGCGUCCUCCGCGAUGUGGCCUCUGUUGCGUUCGCUUCUGUUCGUUGUGGCUUUUGCUGCCACUGCGUUGGCGGCGGAACCCGGCAGGUCUAGCGAACCCCAAGAACCCGACGGCCCGCCUGUCGGUUUGGGAGCCGACGCCGGGGGCCCUGGCGGAUCCGAGGCGCGUGGCGAAAAGGAAGGCGCCCUCAACAGUGCGGAGGGAAAACUCAACGCAUUGGGCCCCGACGAGGAUGUAGCCACUUUUGACGCAGCGACCUUUGCCGAGAAGGAAGGCGACCCCAAUGCCAGGGAUGAUCACAUCAAACUGGUCCUCGAUGGAGGUAGAGGUGGCUUUCAGCUGACUGCAAAGUUUGACGCCCACGCCCACGCUAGGUGCGACGCAGGAAGAAGAGGAGGACACAAUGCGCCUUUGGCGAUUUCUUUUUCCUCGGGAUGGAGUAAACUUCUGAAUGGGCGCGCCUGUGUAUUCUUUGCUUUUUUGUCUGUAGCUGUUUUGUUAAGUUUUAUGUGCUUCUUAUGCAAAUGGCACUUUGUCAAAGACACGCAAUUGCUUCUGAACGCCAGGCGAUUUUUGCGCGUUUUUUGGCGCAUGAGGCACGGCACGCGCCCGAGAAGUCCAGAAGACCCGGAAGCGGGGCGAGUUGCCGUCGCUGUCGAGGUUAUGAGCGCUGACGGCGAUGCCGUCAAGCCCAGAAAAUCCAAGCGUUAG
Messenger RNA from Trypanosoma conorhini, 836 nucleotides. RefSeq lists its product as uncharacterized. The transcript has a single exon. The record is from RefSeq and is a predicted model, not a curated record. NCBI's taxonomy places the organism in Eukaryota, Euglenozoa, Kinetoplastea, Trypanosomatida, Trypanosomatidae. The annotation marks the transcript as partial.